GUGUCGUUAUUUCUACUAAAUAAUAACUUCAGUGAAAUAGAGACCUUAAAAAUAAAGUCUUAGUUUUAAGGAUUUGGGCGCGCAUUUUACGCACGGGGUGAUUACGGUGCCUAUUCGAAGCAAAGACAAUCAUUAUCCGAAGUUAGCCUCCGGAAAUUAUGUAGGCCUAUGACAUUGUGUUUUUGGAUGCCGAAAGAGGUGGAAUUGGAGGGGGGUCCCGACACGUCACAUCCAAGGACUCUGCGAGGAGCUUGUUUCGGUCUGCGCACCACAGAGAGGGAACACCCGCUUCACUGAUCACUUGAUCACAGACCUUACAUACUGGUGACAUUCUGAAAGCAUACUGGAGCAUUUCGUUCACAUUUUAACCAUGAAGCGCGGAUUUUGCGGACUUAUUCACUUUUUAAUAACUUUCUCUCUCAUCAGCGGAUCACCUUUCCAACAUAGCAUGUUCCGCGGUAACGCAUAUUCUCGCACCGAAACAAGACAGAGAAAUAAAAACUGGUGCGCCUACGUUGUGCACAAGAACGUGAGCUGUGCCGUCGUGGGAGGCACGGAGAGUUUCCUGCAGCCAGAGGUUUUGCCGUGUCCACCGGAGCUGCCAAAUUGUGCGCAACAAGUGAUAUAUCAGACACACUUUAGGCCCAUGUAUAAGAUUGCAUACAAGACUGUAACGGAGCUGGAGUGGAGGUGCUGCCCCGGGUACCAGGGCCACGACUGCCGGGAGGUGAAAGACAUAAAGCUGCUCCAAGUGGAGCGUUUACCCCAUGCUCCGUCUGCCUCUGGACAUAUUCCAGUCCCACAAGCUCCAGAACAGCCAACAGAGAACCAGAGGAACCAUCCAUGGGGAGUAGCGGAGCAGUUUGCAGGUCAGCCAGGUCACAGGCCACUGGAGGGUCAUGGAGGAUCUCAAAGUGCACAACACCUGGAGGAGGAGGUGCAGCGACUAUCCCACAUGGUCCUUGACAUGCAAGCAAGAAUGACAGACAUGUCCUCCAAUCUGAGACUGGAUCUCCAAGAGGACGCCAGUAAAAUGUUGGUUACGCUGCUGAAUAACUACAGGCAGCCUGCCAGUGCCAGAGGCGCAGAGACCCACACUGUUCAGGUUCAGGACUUCUCUUUUGGACACGAGACAACGCAGAUGGACGAUGUCAUGAACAAGAUCAGCCAGGUCACAGACGAUCUAGAGUCCAAGAGCAAUACCCUGGAUGACCUGCUUGGCCGUGUCAACCGUCAUGAUGAACAAAUUCAUCUGUUGAUGGAGGCGGGGCACAACCAGCUGUCCACACCCCCUCCCCCAGCCAUUCCUACAGACUUGCGUGCCUACCUGGACGAGAAGAUCCGCGCUCUGAGAGAGGAGUUAAUGGAGGGCAUGGACAUCAAAAUGGCAGACAUGAAGAACUCGUGCGAUUAUAAAAUCAUGUCCGUUCAGGAGCAGUGUGAGGGACAAGAAUCCAUCUACCUCAGCCUGGCCGAGCUCAUGGACUCCAAGGAAACUGACCUGCGCAGCGAGAUCCAGGACCUUAAGACCAAGCUGGUUGAUCCAAGAAAGGAAGACACCCGUCCUGUGGAGAACCUUGAGAUCGGUCUGAACUCAUCUGAGAAGACUGUAGCGGCCCAGUGCCUCUCUGUGGAGGAGAAGCUGAAAAAAGAACGAGCCAAGGUUAUCAAAGACCUGAAGGAGACUCUGGAGAAAAAGCUGGCCUCCAUGGAGGACAGACUCACCACCCUGUUGGUAGAUACCAGCACCGACUCCCCAUCGGGUGGUCUUUUGACUGUUGUAAAAAACCUUCAACAAGACUCUCAGAGCUGCAGAACUGCUGUAGAUGCUAUGGAGAGUAGUCUUAAAGGCCAGAUAAAUGGCCUUGGAGCAAUGGAGGGGCAACUCCUCAACUACAGCGCCAGCAUUGAGAACGUACACAGCAAGUUGAGCCAUCUGAAAGGCCGUGUGGGCAGGUUGGAGGACUCGCUAUCAGAUGUAGUCCACCGGCAGUCUCAGGUGUCUCUGAUCCUCAACUCCACCUGGGGUCAAGUUAAAACGGGGGCUGAGCAGGAGGCCAAGGAGCUUCUGGAGCUUCACAGGACCCAGCAUCAAGAGCUGAGAAAGCGUCUGGAUGAGCUGGGCAGGGAGGUGAAAGCCAAGGCCGACCACUGCAAGAACCAAACAGAAGAUGUCGGGAAGGUGAUCGCACACAUGGACAGCCGCAUUGUUAGUGUGGAGAGUUUAUGCGGCAAGCUGGAUCCCAUCUCCGGUAGCCUCCAGAGAAUCAAAGAGGGUCUGAAUAAACACAUCACUGGGUUGUGGACUUGUGUCAACCAGCUGAAUAGUACAGUUAGAGCUCACGCGCGAGAUAUCGGAGGACUGAGGGGAACUUGUGAGAAUCUCCAGAACCACAUCUCUAAUGCAGGCAGAGACCUCCAGGUGUUAAAUAACAGCAAACCCGGGAAGACAGGUGUUCAGGUUGCUGUGGAGGACGGUUUAGUUAAGAGCCCUGCGGGGCCACUUGGUCCUCCGCUCGCCUCCCUCCCACAACCACCUGUGAUAGAGACCGGAGAGGCGGGACCCCCCGGCAAGAUGUCCUCGUCCAAGUUGCCCAAGGGGACAGACGGCAGCAUGAUACCUGUUCAAGGCUUUGCUGGAGCUCCAGCCCCCGCAGUCAAAUCUACUGACUCGCUAAAGCCCAGCAUGCCACUCAUCUCAGGUGAGAAGAUGUCGUUCUCAGCUGGUCUGACUAUUCCUCCGUUCCAGGGAGAGAUCGGAAUCAUUCGAUUCAACAACGUGCUGGUCAAUGAUGGAGGACACUAUGACGCUCAUACAGGUAUCUUCACAGCUCCCACUGACGGCCGCUACCUGGUGACCGCUGUGCUCACAGCAGAGCGUGGUGAGAGGGUCGAGGCGGUCCUGUCGGUGUCCAAUCACAGCAUCCAGAGGUUGGACUCUGCGGGCUUUUUGUCAGAAGCGGCAGCGCCGCCCUCACAUGAUCGGUGUAACUGCAGCGGUUCAGCCUCACUGAGUCUGGUUCUGUCGCUGAGGAGAGGAGAUCGAGCAGGACUGGUCAUGACUGCUGGAAAACUCGCCAGCUCAGCCUCCUCUGAGAUCCUGUCGUCUUUCAGCGCUGUGCUUCUCUACCCCAGCCCAUCAAAACGGUAGCCCUGCCCUUUUUAAAGACACCUUAUACGUAUAAGCCAGUGGAGUAUGGUGUACAUUACUGGGGACACAUUAAGGCUAAUGAUGAUAUCACAUUAUCAGAGGAGGGAAAGAAAUGUCUUUACCAGCACGGAACGUUAAAUGAGAUUAUUUCUAUCAUUAGUACUUAUAUAUAGUGUGUAUACAUUGCAUUGUUUUAUAUUUUCAUUGUGAAGUUUUGUCUAUGACCUAGAUCUUACACAUACAUUUAUUUGUGGUCCACUGCAGUAAUCAGUUUUUCCUUAGUAUUUAAAAACUGUGUAUUGUAAGUGCACCACCUAGUAAUUGCUGAUGUUAUUGAGUUGUGCUAAUACCAGUUGAUCCAAUUUGUUCAUUUCUUACUUAGGAAAUCAGUUAGUGUUUAUUUUCUCAGAAGCAUUCUACAGUUCAUACCAGUUUUCAUUAUUGCUUAUAUUUCGUAUUGGUGCUAAAAUUGUCAACGUGCAAAAUAAGCUUUGAUUGUUUCAAAUACAGUUUGUGGUUUUA
Messenger RNA from Perca fluviatilis (European perch), 3673 nucleotides. It is a transcript of the gene emilin2b, whose product is annotated as elastin microfibril interfacer 2b. Gene Ontology annotation, molecular function: protein binding. Lineage: Eukaryota; Metazoa; Chordata; Actinopteri; Perciformes; Percidae. The coding region runs from base 371 to 3151 and encodes 926 amino acids. The transcript is spliced from 8 exons. The record is from RefSeq and is a predicted model, not a curated record.